AUGGCGUUGGAUUUCGGCCAAACGGCCAGCCAGAUGAUGUCAGCCAUGGGCCACCUGUCGGCCACGGCGAGAUCGCGCCGGCAAAGGUUCGCGGACACGCUGGACCGGGCUUCAGCCAUCUCUCCCGACGAGGCCGGCCGGCGCACCGCGUCCGCAGGUGGUCGCCCGUUCAUCGCGGCGCGCACCGGAGAUGAGGGGCUGCUGGCCAGCAUCCCGCCGCCAUCGCCGCCGCGGGACUGGAUGGCGGUCUCGGUGGACGGCUCCCACAUCGACGUGGACCGCCACCUGCCGCUGCGCUGUUACCUGGUCAACCUGGGCGGGUGCGCCAUAACCUACGGCGCGUAUCCCGAUUGCCAGUUUUUCAGCGAGCCAACCCUGGCCACCGGCGACGGCGAUCUCUACCUGCGCCCGGAUGACGGCUCCCGGGGUGAAACCCCGAUCUCCGGCCAACUGCUGGGCGCGCUACGCACGGUGCGCGAGGUGGAACGGCUGGCCGAUGCCGUCGCGUCGUCGUCGCCGGACGUGCCGGUGCUGGCGUUGCUUGACGGCACCCUGGCAUUCUGGGACCUGCAGCGCGGCAAUUACCCCAGGUACGUUCUGGAUACUUUGGUAAAUAAUCGUCUGCGCGCAGCGUUGGCCCGGCUGCGUGCGGCUUCCCGAGGCCGGCGCCGGGUGGCGCUGGCCGCUUACACUUCCCGACCUCAGACCACGGAAGUGGCCGGAGCCGUCCGCGCUUGCCUGUGCGUCAGCAACGUGGCGGAGUGCACCCGACGUUGCAGCGCGCGCCGGUCCGACCUGGCCCAGUGUGACAGCGCGGCGGGUUUCGACGACCGGGAACUGUUCGAUGCGUUGCUGGAACCGGGCCACCGCUCGCCGCUCUAUCAAACGGGUCGCCGCGCGUCGCACUUCGCCCUUGACCUGGCGGUGGGUACCGAGUGGAGCCGGUUCUACUACGUGAACAGCGGCACCGAAGUCGCCCGUGUCGAGGUGCCCGACUGGGUCGCCGAGGACCCCGAGUUGCUUGCACUGGGACACUCCAUGCUGGCGAGACAAUGCGAACUCGGCCUCGGGUACCCCGUGGUAAUCUCGGAAGCCCACGAGCAGGCCGUCGUCAACGGAAGAGACCGCGAGGAGUUUCGGAAACUCGCGCUGAUGCUCAUGGAACAAAACGGGUUGCCGACCUCCGAAUCGGCCAAAACCCUUUCGAAACGACUUGCCAUGGGUGUGACCGCGCCGGUUUCCCGCGCGCGGGCGUUCCCACCGGGAGCAUUACCCAGGCUGGACAAAUGA
Molecule: messenger RNA, 1290 nt
Organism: Geodia barretti
Lineage: Eukaryota; Metazoa; Porifera; Demospongiae; Tetractinellida; Geodiidae
Source: the annotation of a GenBank genome assembly